Molecule: messenger RNA, 520 nt
Organism: Staurois parvus
Lineage: Eukaryota; Metazoa; Chordata; Amphibia; Anura; Ranidae
Source: the annotation of a GenBank genome assembly
CCAGGAGGUGGAGAGAAGGCGGUCUAUUCCCGUGUCUCGCGAGGGUGCGCUCAGGUAGUGUAAAAUAUGGCGAUGUCCUUGUGUGUGAGGGCGCUGCGCCUCACCCGGGUCGCCCGGCCACUGCUGCUGAGGGGACCCCGCCGUCCUCGCCCGGUCCGUGCACUCUGCGCCCCCAACCGCCUCGUCCUCUGUCAUUUCUGAACACCACGAACAGCUGGGACCCGAGGAGGAACCUGAGGAGGAGGUGGUCAACAUGUACUUGACGAACCCAGAUUCAUUUGGCUUCAGUGAUGACCCCGAAGCUGACCUGUGGAACGCACGUGCGGUCUUCUUCACUGGCGUAACACUUUGCUUGGUGUUUGGAACUUUAUAUGUACAUUACAUACCAGAUCCAAGGAUGUCAGAUUGGGCCCGGAAAGAGGCCGAGCGUUUGGUGAAACUGAGAGAAGCACAGGGUCUUCCCUGCAUCCCUCCAAACUACUAUGAUCCUGACAACUUGGUAUUGCCAGAUGAUGAUUAA